This is a messenger RNA of Serendipita indica DSM 11827, 1314 nucleotides long. The record is from the annotation of a GenBank genome assembly. Lineage: Eukaryota; Fungi; Basidiomycota; Agaricomycetes; Sebacinales; Serendipitaceae.
AUGUCGACGACCGUCAAAGAGGAGAAUGAAAAAACCGAUGUUCCAGAUCUCGAGACAUUGAUUGGAAAAGCCAAACGCGCCUUCGCGCUCAAGCAGUACGAGCAGGCCGUGACAACGUACGCGACGGCGCUCGAGAACUAUGCAAACGAUUGCACCCCAGCCACUGUCGACAUCUACUAUCUAUAUGGCUGCGCCUUGCUCGAAAACGCGAUCAUAUCCAACAAUGUGCUUGGAAAUAAGCAAGAAGAAGAGGAAGAGCCCGAGGAACCUGAACCCAAGACCGAGGAAAGUACAAAAGGUCGAUUUUUCUUCGGCGCAGACGGCGCAGAGGGUGAGGAAGAUGCGGCAGUCGACCUCUUCGCACAAGCCGAGGCUGCGGAAAAGGAAGAAGAGAAAGAAAAGGAUGAAGGUGAUGCUGAGGAGCCUGAAGAUGACUUUGAAGCCGCCUGGGAUAUCUUGGAGUUGGCAAAGACGACAUACGAUACCAUGCAAGGGGAUGAGUCUCAGCUCAAGCUCGCAGCCACAUACAUGGCACUGGGUGAUAUUUCCCUUGAGACAGAGAAAUUCGACCAAGCCAUUCUUGAUUACAAGUCGGCCUUGGACAUCAAAUCGAAACUUUUCCCAAUUUCAAAUCGACAGAUUGCCGAUGCACACUUCCGACUUUCACUAGCCUACGACAUGACUUCAGGAAAGCUCGAGAACCAGAUUGAACACGUAGAAAAGGCAUUGGAGAGUGUGAAGAGCCGAAUAAAUGUCCUCAACGAACUUUUACCAAAGGCACCAGAAUCGAAGGCGACUGUAGAAACAGAUGCCAAGGGCAAAGGGAAGGCUACUACAGUUCAGGAGAAUCCGCUCGGAUGGACUCCAAAAUUCGAAUCAUUGGAAUCAAUGACCAAGUCGGAAAUAGAAGCAGAAAUCAAGGACGUAAAGUCACUGGCAGAGGAACUCGAGGCAAAGCUCGAAGACAUCCGUGCAACGCCUGCUGAUGGUGUCGGUGGUACGACUAUGGAUAGGGUAGGUCGCGAACUGGACAAAGAGUUGAAUGCAAGCGGCUUUGGCGCGCCUCUUGCGCCUGAUCAACCAGUCAAUGACCUGACAUCGAUGGUCAAAAAGAAGAAACCGAAGCCGGCUCCUGGUCAACCGGCACCAGGAGUCAACCCACUCGUGCCAGACGCAAAGGCAUUCAACCCGCUCGUACCGGACGCGAAGCCAUUCAAUCCCUUGGUUCCAGACUCUGGAUCUCUCCCAUCACUUGGCAAGCGAAAGGCAGAGGAAGACGGUGAUCGCGAUGAGAAAAAGCAACGCGUAGAGUAA